GGCAUGUCAGCGGCAUUGCUGACCACUGCACUUCGUAGGAGCGGGAAUUCGAAUCUUGCAGUGGAGUAUUCCACAAGCUCUGCUGAGAUGGAGAGGGGAAUCAUGUCUCCUGAGUCGACGUUGAGCCAAGAAUCCGGCUCCAGCGUAUCUUCUGAUGGGUGGACGCCUCAAAGCGCGAACCAUGCCUACUUCCAUACCUAUGCAAGGACGGGCUGAUCAUGCAUUUUGAAGAACAAGGGGACUAUGACUCCUUUUUCUGAUCCUUUGCAACGCAAGUCCUGCUAUGAGAUACCCUAUUUAUUUACACGGGUCACAUUAUAUCAGUUCGAAUCCAGGACAUUGUAUUCGCCCUGCUUGCGAAUUGUACAUAUGAAGAAUGUGAUCAUCGAUCCAGCCCGAUCGGCUCAUCCUCCCGUCUGGUCGUCGAGGUCAGCGGGCGGGCCUCGUAGCUCCAAUUUUAUAAACCUCAGUCCAGCUCAUCCAGGAAUGACCUGCGGCAGGCUGCGCGAUCAAGAAGGGAUGCGGGGGUUUUCACUGAAGACUUGCGGUCGAUCACUGGCUCAAACGUGUAGGGCAUAUCAUGAUACUCACUUGUCCCGCAUUGAUGGUAGGAUCACGAGCGAAGGGCAUAUCAUGAUACUCACUUAUCCCGCAUUGAUGGUAGGAUCACGAACGGACUCGGGGAUCGUUUGCCGCGUGACCCUGGCCGAGCGUCGGCCAGCCUAUUAAAGCCGAGGCAACUCCGGGGCAAGCUUUAAUGUCAAGACAACAAAAUAAAGCGACUAGAGUGUGCAAGUCUGGCGGCCUACCUAUGGUCGUCGUAACUCGAACGGGCGAAGAUACUGUCGAUUUCAUCUGUCGUACGGCGAUACCUGUCGAGUGUCAGUCGACAUAUCUUACGAUAUUGGUGGAAGCAGAGCUCACUGAAGUGCUCGAGAACUUAUCGCAAUGUCGU
Laetiporus sulphureus 93-53 is the source of this 955-nucleotide messenger RNA. RefSeq lists its product as uncharacterized. The record is from RefSeq and is a predicted model, not a curated record. Bases 244 to 729 code for a protein of 161 amino acids. The transcript has 3 exons. Lineage: Eukaryota; Fungi; Basidiomycota; Agaricomycetes; Polyporales; Laetiporaceae.